Messenger RNA from Adineta ricciae, 1002 nucleotides. Lineage: Eukaryota; Metazoa; Rotifera; Eurotatoria; Adinetida; Adinetidae. The record is from the annotation of a GenBank genome assembly.
AUGAAGCAUGUCAUACAAACGAUAUUUCUCAUCUUUCUUGGCUGUUGUUCGAACGUUAUUUUUCUUGAAUUAAUCGUCCGACCUUAUCCAGGAAGUGGAAAUAUCAUCACCUUUGCCCAGUUUCUCUUCAUUGCGAUUGAAGGCUUUUUCAACUACUUCAAAUGGGGUUCAGCAAAACGAGUGGUCCCGAUCAAAGAUUACACCAUCAUGGUGGUGAUGUUCUUCUUAGUGAGUGUGAUUAAUAAUUAUGCUUUAAAUUUCAAUAUCCCAAUGCCGUUGCAUAUGAUCUUUCGAUCGGGCUCAUUGAUCGCGAAUCUUGUCUUAGGGAUGAUUAUAUUGAAAAGAAGAUAUUCAUUACGUCAAAUAUUAUCAGUUCUUUUAAUUACAUUUGGCAUUGUUCUGUCUACAUAUGCGUCUAGUCAAUCUUUCAACAAAGAAAAAGCAAAAAAAAAUAUUCAAAUUGAUGAACCAAAGCCAGAUAUUGUUCGAUGGACAAUCGGCAUUAUUAUGCUUGUCUUUGCCUUGAUUGUUUCGGCUAUAAUGGGCAUCUACCAAGAAACUCUCUACGCUAAAUAUGGCAAACAUCCUCAAGAAGCAUUGUUCUACUCGCAUCUACUUCCUCUCCCAUUGUUCGGAUUCGUCGGCAAAGACAUCUAUCAUCAUGCUCAACUCUUCAACCAAUCAACUUGGCUGCCGAUAUUUUCGAAUGUUGGCGUUCCGAUCAUGUGGGCAUAUCUAUUCUGCAACAUGCUCACACAAUAUUUUUGCAUUCGAUCCGUCUUUAUCUUGACCACUGAAUGUUCAUCUUUAAUUGUAACAUUGAUAAUUACCCUACGGAAAUUUAUUAGUUUACUUAUCUCAAUAAUUUAUUUUCAAAAUGAUUUCACGUUGAAUCAUUGGAUUGGAACUGCAUCGGUGUUUUUAGGAACAUUUCUAUUUAGUAAUAUACAUAAUGAUAUCUAUCGUUAUUUAACAAAACACAAAACUGACCAUGUUGAAUAA